UGGACUUGCGAUAACAGGCGGAGAAAGAUUGGGCAACUUGAUUCUUCUAGACUCUUUACUGUAACCAGCCAGUGUUCUUCCAUGACGCCCAGGCAACCCGCCAGAAACAAGGAUGGCCUAACCUAGCCCACGGGGCGCGGCGUCACCAUGUUAAAGAAAUUCUUGGUCUAUAAAGGAGACAUUCUGGUUUAUCUCCAAACAUUAUACAUUUUUAGGUGGAAGAACGGAGCUGGUAGAGACCAAUCAAUUAUACCAUAAAUGAACAAUGGCGCCGACGAAUGAGAGACAUAUGAACGACACCUCUAGUAAGGCCCCAGCGAGCCCUGCGGAGCCCAAGGGGAAGCGGCCCCCAGUGCUUGUGGAUGGGGUGACUCUGAACGGACCCACGCUGGACAUCCGGGAAGCAGAGAGCUUCCUCAGAGACGCCAUGCCCAUCAUCAUGGAGGAGGCCGUCUGGAAGGCUACUGACGUCAAGGAGAAGGUGUGCGAGUGGCGUUCUCCGGAGCAGCUGAAGGACCUAUUAGACCUGGAGCUGAGGGAAGGAGGCGAGGCACACCCCCAGAUACUGCAGCGCUGUCGGGAUGCCAUCCGAUACAGUGUCAAGACCGGUAAGGACCCAGCUCAACCCUGACUUAAACUCUAACCC
Coregonus clupeaformis (lake whitefish) is the source of this 646-nucleotide messenger RNA. RefSeq names its product acidic amino acid decarboxylase GADL1-like. The transcript is spliced from 3 exons. Gene Ontology annotation, cellular component: cytoplasm. The record is from RefSeq and is a predicted model, not a curated record. Bases 266 to 631 code for a protein of 121 amino acids. NCBI's taxonomy places the organism in Eukaryota, Metazoa, Chordata, Actinopteri, Salmoniformes, Salmonidae. Gene Ontology annotation, molecular function: carboxy-lyase activity.